AUGAGCGCCGACGUUGAGUCGACGGGGGCUGGCGGUAGUAGCUGGGGGGCCCAGGGGCCGCCGCCGCGGCCUCCGCCGCCUCGGCAGCAGCAGCAGCAGCAGCAGCAGAAGAGCACAGUGGACCGUGGUCGGGCCAGCAACGCCAGCGACGCACCGACGAACAGCAGCAACUUGAACUCCAGCAACAACAACAUCCUCCUUCACCAGCGUCCGCUCGCUGCCGCGCCAGACAUGAAUUUUGCCGACGCCCAACAUCAGCCGCAGCAGCAGCAGAACCAGCUCCAGCAGCAACAGCAACAGCAACAGCAACAGCAACAGCAACAGCAACAGCAACAGCAACAGCAACAGCAGCAGCAACCGUCCCGCCAAUACCCCCCGCAGCAGUUUCAUCAACAAUCAGCCCUCUCCCAAACAGCUUCUCCGAGUCCGCACCACCCGCUCAACCAACUUCAAUCGCAGCCACAUCAUCCCCAGCAGCAGCCGCAGCAGCCGCAGCCGCCGCAGCCGCAACAACAACACCACCUCCAGCAGCAGCCCCUUCACCAGUACCCGGGCGUCAACGGCGUCAACGGUGCCCACAUGGCCCCUCCUGCCCCGAUGCCCACCCCGGCCGGCCACCAGGCAGAGCUCAACUACAUCUACGGCAUGGUCGAGGAGCUGAGCAGGCAGUUGUCUGACAACCGCCGCGUCACCGAGGACAUUGUCACGGGCCUGGGCCGCGUCCGCAGCAGGGCGCGCUCGCACGCCAUGUCCAACGAGGACCUCAUGGCCGCCGCGGCCGACGACAUCAACGCCGACGACCAAAACCUCGACGCCCUCGUCUCCAUCUUGUCCGAAGCCCUCGAAAAGGCCAACCACAGCCGCGACGCAAACGCCACCCUCCUCUCCCAAUACGCAAACGCCGUCGCUCUCAUGCUCAAGCAGUUCCACGAAUACAAGGCCAUGCACGUCGCCGACGUGGCCGCCUGGCAUCGCUCCUACCGCACCCAGCUCGACGAGGCACGCCGCGAGAACUGCCGCCUGCGCGAGCAGAUCUGGGAGAUGCAGACGCACGCAGGCCGUGCAAACGAAUGCCUGCGCCGCUUCCGCCGCAGCUACGACGACGACGAGACCCGCUGGGCGGGCCGCGUCGACGACACGGCCGUCCGCCAGGAGCUGCGCUUCUGGAAGCGCAUGGCCAUGCCCGAGCUCGACGACGACGACCCCUACUGGAGCGACGACGACGACAUCAUCGACGCCGCCGAGAAGAGGCGGCAGAGCGACCUCGAGCACGCCGCCGCCCAAGAGCAGCUCCUCGACAGCCAGGUCGCCGAUGACGACACCACCGAGCCCGCCCAGCCGCCGCCCCUGCCGCACAUGGCCGUGAUGGGCGGCACAGCCAUGCAGCGCGACGAGUCGGGCGGCCGCCCCGCGCCCCCGCCACGCCCGCUGAGCGCCGCUUCGAGCACGGGGUCGACGGGACAGCAGUGA
Molecule: messenger RNA, 1470 nt
Organism: Hirsutella rhossiliensis
Lineage: Eukaryota; Fungi; Ascomycota; Sordariomycetes; Hypocreales; Ophiocordycipitaceae
Exons: 2
Coding region: 1-1470 (489 amino acids)
Source: RefSeq, a predicted model, not a curated record